Colius striatus (speckled mousebird) is the source of this 23686-nucleotide messenger RNA. RefSeq names its product microtubule actin crosslinking factor 1 (gene MACF1). Gene Ontology annotation, molecular function: cadherin binding; calcium ion binding; structural molecule activity. The record is from RefSeq and is a predicted model, not a curated record. NCBI's taxonomy places the organism in Eukaryota, Metazoa, Chordata, Aves, Coliiformes, Coliidae. The transcript is spliced from 100 exons. The coding region runs from base 1 to 22308 and encodes 7435 amino acids. Gene Ontology annotation, cellular component: actin cytoskeleton; membrane; cytoplasm. Gene Ontology annotation, biological process: wound healing; regulation of microtubule-based process; regulation of focal adhesion assembly.
AUGCCUCUGUCCCAGAGCUCCUAUCUGCCGCCCGCCGCCUUUGUCCUCAGCCACGUCCUGGGCAUCGCCGGCGUCCUGUACUGGAGGAGCCGGAGCAGAGAAGAUGAACGGGACAGAGUCCAAAAGAAAACCUUCACUAAAUGGGUCAAUAAACACUUGAUGAAGGUGCGUAAGCACAUCAAUGACCUCUACGAAGACCUGCGAGAUGGCCACAACCUCAUCUCCCUCCUGGAGGUUCUGUCUGGAGUGAAGCUGCAAACCGAGCCGCCGGUGCAGAGGAGCCUUCGCCUGGUGAGAGCACCGGCCUGGUGCCGUGUGAGCAGCGAAGAGCGUGAGGAGGAAGAUGAUGAUGAUGAAGAACCACGUGAGAAGGGGAGGAUGCGUUUCCACCGGCUGCAGAACGUGCAGAUUGCUCUGGAUUUCCUGAAGCAGAGGCAGGUGAAACUGGUGAACAUCAGGAAUGAUGACAUUACGGAUGGCAACCCCAAGCUCACCCUGGGGCUCAUCUGGACCAUCAUCCUCCACUUCCAGAUCUCCGACAUCUACAUCAGCGGCGAGUCCGGGGACAUGUCGGCCAAGGAGAAGCUGCUUCUGUGGACGCAGAAGGUGACGGCUGGUUACAUCGGGGUCAAGUGCACCAACUUCUCCUCGUGCUGGAGCGACGGGAAGAUGUUCAACGCCCUCAUUCACAGAUACAGGCCGGAUCUGGUGGACAUGGAGCGGGUGCAGAUCCAGAGCAACCGGGAGAACCUGGAGCAGGCGUUUGAGAUCGCCGAGCGGCUGGGGGUGACGCGGCUGCUGGACGCCGAAGAUGUGGAUGUUCCCUCCCCGGAUGAGAAGUCUGUGAUAACUUACGUGUCUUCCAUCUACGACGCCUUUCCCAAGGUCCCCGAGGGAGGAGAAGGGAUCAGCGCCAUCGAGGUGGAUUCCAGGUGGCUGGAGUACCAGAGCCGUGUGGAGUCCCUCAUCUCGUGGAUCAAGCAGCACACGAUACUCAUGUCAGACAAAUCCUUCCCCCAGAACCCUGUAGAGCUAAAGGCACUUUAUAACCAGUACAUACACUUCAAAGAGACUGAAAUCCCAGCGAAGGAGCAGGAAAAGGGAAGGAUAGAGGAGCUCUACAAACUGCUAGAGGUAUGGAUUGAAUUUGGACGCAUCAAGUUGCCCCAGGGCUCCCACCCCAACGAUGUGGAGGAGGAGUGGGGCAAACUCAUCAUCGAGAUGCUGGAGCGCGAGAAGCUGCUGCGCCCGGCGGUGGAGAGGCUGGAAUUGCUGCUACAGAUUGCUAACAAAAUCCAGAAUGGUGCUCUGAGCUGUGAAGAGAAACUCACUCUCGCCAAGAACACGCUGCAGGCUGAUGCUGCCCAGGUGGAGGCAGGCCAGGCGGUGCAGUACGAGGCAGACGUGGUCGUGUACCUGCAGGAGUGCGAGGGGCUGCUCCGCCAGCUGCAGGCGGACGUGCAGAUCCUGCGGGAUGAGAGCUACUACCAGCUGGAGGAGCUGGUGUUCAGGAUCAUGCGGCUGCAGGACGAGCUGGUGACGCUGAGGCUGGAAUGCACAAACCUCUACAGGAAAGGCCACUUCUCCACCCUGGAGCUGGUGCCCCCUGCCACACUGGGCACAACCCAGCUGAAGGGCGAGUCUCUGACGAAAGGGCUUCACACCUCCUCUGCCUCCUGGUUCCGGAAGCCCAUGACCAGGCCGGAGCUGGUGGCCAUCUCCUCUUCGGAGGACGAAGGCAGCCUGCGCUUCGUGUACGAGCUGCUGGCCUGGGUGGAGGAGAUGCAGAUGAGACUGGAAAGGGCAGAGUGGGGAACUGACCUGCCGAGCGUGGAGACUCAGCUGGAGACCCAACGGCACGUCCACAGCAGCGUGGAGGAGCUGGGCUCCAGUGUGAAGGAGGCCAGGGUGUAUGAGGGUAAAAUGUCAGCAAAUUUCCGUGCCAGCUACACGGAGACCCUCGGCAAGCUGGAGACACAGUACUGCAAGCUGAUGGAAACAUCGAGCUUCCGGCUGCGGCACCUGCAGAGCUUGCACGGCUUUGUGUCUCGGGCCACUGCAGAGCUCAUCUGGCUGAAUGAGAAGGAGGAGGAGGAGCUGGCCUAUGACUGGAGUGACAACAACCCAAACAUUGCAGCCAAGAAAAACUACUUCUCGGAGCUGACCAUGGAGCUGGAAGAGAAGCAGGAUGUCUUCUGCUCGCUGCAGGACACAGCUGAGCUGCUGUCCCUGGAGAACCACCCAGCCAAGCAGACUGUAGAGGCCUACAGUGCUGCUGUGCAGACUCAGUGGCAGUGGAUUAAGCAGCUCUGCCUGUGUGUGGAACAGCACGUGAAGGAGAAUGCUGCCUAUUUCCAGUUCUUCAGCGACGCACGGGAGUCCGAGAGCUACCUGCGGCACCUGCAGGACUCCAUCAAAAGGAAGUAUUCCUGUGACCAGAACACGAGCCUGACACGGCUGGAGGACCUGCUGCAGGACUCCAUGGAUGAGAAGGAGCAGCUCAUCCAGUCCAAGAGCUCCGUGGCCAGCCUGGUGGGACGCUCCAAAACCAUCGUUCAGCUCCGGCCCAGGAACCCCGAGCACCUCGUGAAGAGCACCAUCCCCAUCAAGGCUGUCUGUGACUACAGGCAGAUUGAGAUCACCAUCUGCAGGAACGAUGAGUGUGUGCUGGAGGACAAUUCCCAGAGGACCAAGUGGAAGGUGAUCAGCCCCACAGGGAAUGAGGCCAUGGUGCCUUCUGUCUGCUUCCUGAUCCCCCCACCCAACAAAGAGGCCAUUGAGGUGGCCAGCAGGGUAGAGCAGUUGUACCAGAAAGUGAUGGCUCUGUGGCACCAGCUGCACGUGAACACAAAGAGCCUCAUCUCCUGGAACUACCUGCGGAAGGACAUAGCCCUGGUGCAGAGCUUCAGCAUGGAAAAGCUCAGAUCCUUGGCCCAGGGGGAGUGCCAGCAAGCCCUGAAGAGCCUCCAGGCACACUACGAGGAUUUCCUGCAGGACAGCCGGGACUCGGAGCUGUUCCCGGUGCCCGAGCGGCUGCGCCUGGACGGGGAGGUCGAGGCUGCCAAGGAACACAUCCGGCAGCUGCUGGAGUGCAUGGAGAACGAAGACAAGGAUGAGACCGUUGCCAGGACGUAUCUGUCUGAGCUCAAGAACGUCCGUCUGCGCCUGGAGGAGUGUGAGCAGAGGCUGCUGAGCAGAGUGCAGUCGCCCAGCAGCGCCCGGGCAGACGCUGACACCAUCCAGGAGAACGCCAUCCGCAUGGCAGAGCAGGAGCACCUGCAGGAGGAUCUGCAGCGGCUGCAGUCAGAGCUGCGUGUUGUGUCUGAGAGGUGCUACAGCUUCCUGGAGAAGGCUCCCAGCGGCUCCAGCACACCCCACCUGCGCUCUGAACUGGACUUGGUGGUGAAGAAGAUGGACCAGAUGUAUGGGUUGUCUUCCAUCUACCUGGACAAGUUGAAGACGGUUGACGUUAUUAUCCGCAACACCCAAGGGGCAGAAUCUCUGGUCAAAGGGUAUGAGGUGAAGCUGAGCCAGGAGGAGGCAGUUCCUGCUGACCUGGCAGCCAUCCAGUCUCACCGUGCAGCGCUGCAGCAAUGGCUCGGGGAAGUGAAGGACAAGGGCUCCAUCUUCUCCACGCUGGAGGAGGAGAUGGCCAAGGCGAAGGCGGUGGGAGAGCAGCUGUACCAGCUGAGGCAGGAGCGCAGCAUCGACCUGGAGCGCUACCAGGACAAGGGCAGCCAGCUGUGGGAGCGCUGGCAGCGCCUCUGCGCCCAGAUCGACACCCGGCACACGGAGCUGGAGAGCAUCCAGGAGGUGCUGAGCGAGUACCGGCAGUGCCACAGUGCCCUGAUCCAGUGGAUCCAGGAGAUCACGGUGCAGCAGGAGCUGAUGAAGCCGGGGCAGGCAGAGGACAGCCGGGUGCUGGCGGAGCAGCUGAGCCAGCAGACGGCUUUGGCUGCAGAAAUUGAGAAGAACCAAACCAAACUGGACCAGUGUCAGAAACUGUCCCAGCAGUACUCAGCUGCUGUCAAGGACUACGAGCUGCAGCUCAUGACCUACAGGGCGUUCGUGGAGUCGCAGCAGAAGUCGCCCAUGAAGCGCCGGCGGAUGCUCUCGUCCUCGGACGCCAUCACCCAGGAGUUCAUGGACCUGCGGACUCGCUACACGGCGCUGGUGACAUUGACCACGCAGCACGUGAAGUACAUCAGCGACGCGCUGCGGCGCCUGGAGGAGGAGGAGAAAGUGGUGGAGGAGGAGAAGCAGGAGCACGUGGACAAGGUGAAGGAACUCCUGGGCUGGGCCCUGGGCUUGCAGCAGAGUGUGCAGGGCAGGGUGGCUGCUGCUGGGAGCAGAGAGCUGGGCGACAUCGAGAAGUCCAUCUCGGAGCAGCAGGCCCUGCAUGAGGAGCUGGCUGCAAAGAAGGAGCAGGUGUCUGAGGCCAUCAAAACUUCACAAAUCUUCCUGGCAAAACACAGCCACAAGCUUUCCCACCCGGAGAAGGAGCAGAUCUCCUCUCAGAUCGGUGCCCUCAAGGAGACCUACCAGGCCCUGUGCAGCAACUCCACGGAGCAGCUCCAGCAGCUGCAGAGCCAGCUGGCUCAGGAGGCAGAGCACAAGGGCAGCGAAGCAGUGGCAGGAGUGAUUGACCUUGGCACAGUAGAAAUAUUCCCUGUCUUUGGUGCCAUGCAGAGAGGUCUGAUAGAUCAGGACACUGGCCUCAUCCUCUUGGAGGCUCAGGUUAUCACAUCUGACUUAGUUGUUCCAGAGACCAAUGAGAAAAUCUCCUUGGAGAAAGGUCUGGCAAGAAACAUCAUCGAUCUCAGGACGUUCCAGGUGCUGCAGGAGUUGAAGGAUGCUCUGCACCGUGUGGAAGAGCUCAGCUGGGAGGGGAGGCAGCUCCUGCCUGUCGUUGCUGCAGUAGAGGAGGGGAGGAUCAGUGAGAGCAUUGGGCUAAAGAUUCUUGAAGCUGAGCUCGUCACUGGGGGCUUCAGAGUCCGUCAGGGCAGAAUCAGCUUGGAGACAGCGGUGCAAGAAAGACUCCUCACCCCCCAGCUUUAUUCCAGGCUUCUGUCUCACCUGCAAGGGGACAAGGAUUUGAUUGACCCCAACACUGCUGAGAAAGUCAGUCUGCCUGAGCUCGUGCAGCGAUGCAUCACCCACCAAGAGACGGGGCUGAGGCUGCUCCCCGUCAGGCAGCUGGCGGGUGGGAUGCUGAGCUCGAGGGCAGGCAGAGAAGUCAGCGUGUUCCGUGCCCUGCAGGAGGGGCUGAUAGACCAGCAGGUCACUGUCAGGUUGCUGGAAGCUCAGCUCUUUGCUGGUGGCAUCGUUGAGCCCAGGACAGGGCGCAGGCUGACUGUGGGGGAGGCUGUGAAGCUUGGCUUAGUGGAUGAGGAUGUGGCGUGUGCCCUCCUGGCCCGGCAGCUUCAGACAGGCGGCGUCAUCGACACCGUCACUGGAGAGAGACUGACCAUCGAGGCAGCUGUGAGGAAAGAGCUGGUGGCACCAAGGACUGCACUGGUGCUCCUGGAAUCCCUCUGGUCCUUCAUGGGGCUCCUGUGGCCAGAGACAGGGGAGAUCGUCCCGGUUGCAGAUGCUUUGGAGCAAGGAAUCCUGUCUGUGGAGCUGGUUGACAAGAUUCUGAGCCAGAGGCAGCUCAUCAAGGCUGUCUUUAUACCAGAAACCACUGAGGUGGUGUCCUGGAAUAAAGCAGUUGAACAAGGCAUCCUGGAGAGAGAUGUGGCGAAGAAGCUGAAGUCAACAGUGCUGCCUGACGUGCUGGGCUGUGUGCAGCUGGCUGGCUCUGCAGCUGGGAGCAGACACAGCCAGGGCUCUGCUGGAAGGAGCCCCCGGGGUCACAGAGAGCGAAGUGACCCUCUGCUGAGGACUGAUGAUGAAAGGCUGAUGUUCCACUUGAUGACCCACAGCUGCAUCAACAUCCACGAUGGCCAGAAGCUGCUUGUGUUGGAUGGAGAGCUGAACAAUGUCACUAAAGCCCUCACUCAAAGCCAAGCAAAUGGGUCCCGUGCAGACGUGUGGGAAGGCAGUGAAGGCUUUGAGGAGGCAAAGGCAGCUCUGGAAAGUGAGCCUUGGAAUGGUUUGGCUUUGCAGCAGCUUGAGUUUCAGUUCUCAAAAGAACAAAGUGAAAAGAUGUUUCCAGCCAGAAGUGCUUUGGAGAAUGGGGAGGUGGUGAUGGGACCUGAAAGCAUCCUGUCAGAGGAUGCAGAUGUCCUGCAGACUGCCUCCAGGAGCAAAGCUGAUGCUGAGUUUGGAAGAGAGCAAGAAGCUUCUGCAGGUGAGGACAAACAGGAGUUAACAUUGUCAAUGCCAGGACAUCCUGCUGACUUUGACAGUGGACUCAGAGGAACAGAAGAAAUGAUGACUGAGGCAGAAGAGUCCGAGUUUACUGCAGCAGAUGGAGUGGAGGGUACCAAAGACCAGAAGAAGCUGUUGGAAAGUGGGGCAGUUGUGAAAGGUGAAAUCUGCUUGUCAAUGGAUGUUUCAGACAGUAGAGAUGGACUGAAAAUCACGGCAGAGGGAUCUCAGGGUGUGGAGGAGCUUGAACUAGAGGCAGAAGAUGUUAGAGAGAUCUGUUUGCUGAAGGAGGAACCAAUUGAGAAUGGCAUGCAGGGAGGAGGGGAGGUUGUGCUCCCUGAAGCUGGAGCAGCAGAGCAAACAGAGAGGCAAAGUGAAGACGUGGGAGGUGUACUGGAAGUGGAAGAAGGAGAGGGGGAAGUAGUAUUGAGUGAUGAGAGUGUUGGUGAAACAUCCCUGGCAGCCCCUGCAGAGCAGGAAGCAGAGGACACUUUGGAAAGGCUCUUACUGCAGCUCCAAAGUGGUGGCAUCAUCCAUGAGCAGACAGGCAGGACUCUGCUGUUAAAUGAAGCAGUAGCCUGUGGAGUGGUGCCCAGCCACACAGCUGUGAAGCUCAUGGAGAAAAUGAAGAUGUUCAGUGGCUUCUUUGACUCUCAUACCCGUGAGUCCUUAACCACUGAGGAUGUCAUUGAAGAAGGUCUGAUGGAUGAGAAGCUUCUCCAGAAGGUUCUGGCAUCUGACAAAGCGAUCAGUGGUGUUCUUGACCCAGGCAAUAACUUUGUCUACUCUGUCAAAGAUGCUGCUGCCGUUGGCCUUCUGGACAAGGAAACUGCAAUGAGGAUCUUGGAAGGGCAAGUGGUUACUGGAGGGAUUGUUGACUUGAAACGUGGCAAAAAAGUGUCAGUCACUUUGGCUUCAAAUCUGGGCCUCAUAGAGCCAGGGAGUCAGAAAGAGCUGGUGAAGCUGGAGAAGGCUUCCAAGGGGAAAGGCACCGACGAGGUGACCGGACAGAAGCUCAUCAGCUUACAGGCAGAGACCAGUGGAAUUGUGGAUCCUAACACCAAGCAGCCUUUGACUGUUGCACAGGCUGUUGAAAAAGGGCUCCUGAAGAAAGAAAAGGCUUUUCAGCUCUUGACCAAGCAGGUUGUGGAUGGAGGAAUCAUCCAUCACGGGUCUGGAGUGAGGCUUUCGGUGAACGAUGCACUGACACACGGUUUGGUCAGUGAGGCUUUCCAUGAGGAGCUCAGCAAGGCUGAAAGCGUGUGCCUGCAGGUCUGGGCUCAUCCCCUCACGAAGGAGAAGCUGCCCUUGCCCCAGGCACUGUCCUUAGGGCUCCUGACUCCUGACUUCCAGAGGAAAGUACAAGAGAUCCAGGCUGGGAGUGGAAGCGUCUUUGAUCCUGCCUCUGGGCAGAGAGUGUCCCUGUGCCAGGCAGUGAGGGAGGGUUUAGUGCCAGAGCAGGUCGUGGACAAAGUGCUGUUGUCUUCAGAAAUGAAGGAAGGGAUUGUGGACCCCGAGACCUGCAGGAUCGUCCCCUACUCCGAGUUCAUCAAGAAGUGCAAAAUUGACAUUGAGUCUGGCCAGAGGUACCUGGAGGUUCAUCCCUUCCGAGCCGUCAGGGACGAGGUGACGGGGAGGAAGCUGCCGUGUGCCGAGGCCGUGGCGCUGGGCAAGCUGGACCCUCUGCCCGCCCUGAGGCUGCUGCAGGCUCAGGCCGACGGCGGCGGCAUCGUGGAGGGCGCUGUGAGCCAGAGGCUGUCCCUGAGGGCUGCUGUGGAGCAGGGGCUGCUGGGUGAGCACAUGGCCAAAGUCAUCGCCACCGAGCAGAUGAGGGCUGGGGGAAUUGUUGAUGCCAGUGGUGGCCAAAGGUUGACUUUGAAGGAAGCUGUUGAAAAAGAGCUGAUCAGCCCCAAAUUAGCUGCCACUCUGCAGGAGGCACAGCUGUCCAAAGGCAAGCACAGAUCUGAGGUCUGCAAAGGAGAUAAACCCAACCUGCUCCAGGAGAAAACAGACACAUUCUCUGCAAAAGAGGAAGAGGAAGAGGUCAUCAUCCCUGCCAGGGCUGCCAGGAGGUCUGAUGGUGCUGAGCAGGGAGCUGGGUCUGGAGCCAUGAGCUGUGACACAGCUGGAGCUGCAGCCGCGGCCACUGAGAGAUCCCCAGUGACACCCACAGAAGGGAAGCCACCACCUCGGGGAGCUUCAGCAGCCAGUGUAACACAGCAGCCUCCAGCAAAGGUUGAGCUGACUCCAGAAUACCCAUCAGUGUCAGGGACAGCAGCUCUCCCUGGGGACAGGGUGGGGGUAAGGGCUGUGGGAGAGGGGAUUGCAAAGAGCAGCUCCCAGGGGAGAGCAGCCUGGGGAGAGGGAUCCAGGGGAGUGGGAGAGCAAGGAACAGAGCAAGUAGAAGGACUGGGCUUGAAGAAAGAGCAGCUCUUGGACAUGGAGGUGCUUCAGAGUGCAGAGGACAGUGAGGGAAGGAGGAGGAGAGGGUUUGUAAGUGCAGAGGGAGCUGGGGCAGGUGGAGAAGGUGCAGCAGUGGCUUCAGAGCGAGGAGAGCGAGUGGGCAGCCUGGAGCAGGUCACACUGGCAGCCCCGAAGGAACCUGUGAGUGUGGCUGGAGGGAAGGCAGAGGUGGCUCCUACGGGGUCUAGAGACCCCCCUGGGGUUGGCAUCCCUGUGAAACCUGCAGCAGAUGAGCUUGCAGGUAAAACUGUCAAACCCACUGCAGGAGGGAGCCUGAGUCUGGGUGCAGAACGUCGGGAAAAAACAAGUGAAACGGAGCUGAAACCUCCCCAAAAGCAGAGGGGCAGGAAGAGGAAAACAAAGCAGAGGAGUGUCCCAGAAGGCAGCACUCAGCCAGAGAAACCCCCUGCAGAAAAGCAGUCCCUUCCUUCUCUGGUUUCCAAAGAAAUCCCAGGGAAAAAGGAGGAGGAGGAGGAGUUUGUGCCAGGCACAGCAGAAGCAGAACGUGAAAGCACGGCUGAGGUCAGUGCUGGGCUGGUGGGAGGCACAGCCCAGCUCAGGGGGAGCAGCAGGGAUGGGACAGGGAAGGAAACAGUUCCUGAGAAAGGGAAAGAAAACCUCAAAGGGGGGCAGGUGCUCCCUGUCCCCCCAGGACUAGGGGAAGCUCCAGAGGUGAUGAAAGGCGGGGUCAGAAGUGGUCAGGAUUCCUGGGUAGCGUUGAGGCUGGAGGAGAGGGUGACCCAGCAGGACACCGAGGUGGGGACCAGCAGUGCUGUGUCCGUCACAGCCCCUGCAGCAGAUCAGCUGCCCCGUGAGUCAAUUGUCAGGGAGGAACCCCGAGAAGUUCAGGAAUCCUCUGCAGUCCAUGACCCUGGAGAAGAGACACAGCAGGAGCCAACAGUGGUGAUGAGCACAGGCCAAGGAGAUGCCCCUGUUCCUCCAAAACCCCAAGGAGAAGCAGCCCAGGAGAGGCCCAGGCAGCCAGGGCCUGCUGACAGGGGCUUGCUCUUACCUGUGAUCAUGGAGGGGGAGCUGCUGGAAACCUCGAGGGAAUCCACCAGACCAGCCCAGAUCAUGUUCAGCAAGAAGAUGUGUCUGGAGCACGAUGAGAAGCUGAUCUCGUAUCUCUCCAUGCUCCGAGACAUCGAGAUGAGGAUCCAGCGGGUGCAGCCGGGGGAGCAGAACUUGGCAGCUCUGCAGGACCUGCAGCAGCAGGCACAGGCGCUGGGCGCUGAGCUGCAGGAGCUGAGCUUCCCAGUGAAUCAGGAGUUGGACGCUGUGAAGUGGAUUGUGGCCAACCCCCCUGAAGAAGUCCCUGAGCAAUUACUGAAGGCUUUGGAGAAGGAUGCCAAGAACCUCCAGAAGUCUCUGAGCUCUGCCAGUGAUGUCCUGGAGUCCCGGCUGCAAAACCUUCGCGGGGCAGCCGAAACUGAAAAGGCUAAAAUCCUGGCACAUUACGAGACUCUGCAGGGCAAGCUCCAGGAGCUGCUGAGCUGGGUCUCUGGCACCGCGGAGUCGCUGGACAGCAGCGAUUACACCCCUGGCACUGAUGCCAGCAGCCUGAGUCGCUGCCUCCAGCACUACAAGGAGCUGGAAGAGCCCCUCGCUCACACCAAGUCUCAGCUGGACGCCACGGCCUUCGCCAUCCAGCUCCUGAUCUCGGAGCACGCGCAGGACUUGUCCCCUGAGCAGAGCCGGCGGCUGCUGCGGCCGCUGGCCGAGCUGCAGGCGGCGUUCGGGGCGCUGCGGGAGCGCGCGGCGCGGCCGCAUCAGGCCAAGACGCUGCAGGAGCAGCAGGCAGCCCGGGCACAGAGCCUGGCCGAGCUGAGCCGCUGGCUGCACCAGGCAGAGGGCACACUGGCAGAGCAGCAGAGAGCAGCCAGCCAAGGGGACCUGCCCUCCUUGCAGCAGAGGCAAAGUGACGUUAAGGAGCUGCAGAGGGACAUGCACAGCCGGGCCGCCGCCUUCGCCGGCCUCCUCACCAGCACAGAGGAGUUCUUGGAGGAGAACAAGGCGAAGAUGGAGCCUGGGGAGCUGGCAGCACUGCAAGAGAAGCUCCAGCGUGCCAAAGAGCAGUACCAGUCCCUGCAGGAGAGGACGGAGACGGCCCAGAAGGAGCUGGAGAGUGCUGUGACUGCUGCAGUGCAGCAGGAGACUGAAAAGGUGAAAGCUGCCGAAGAGCUGGAGGAGAACAGCAGUAAGAUUGAUUCCCUUUUGAACUGGGUGGCAUCGCUGGAGCAGGACAGAGGGCUCCUGGAGUACAGAACUCACCCCAUCGAGCAAGUGCCAGGGGCACCAGGCACUGGGGAUGUCCCCGACAGCCACACUGUGGGAGCAGACGCUGCUGCUGAGAGCCUGGCGGAGCAGUACGAGAGUCUGAAGGCCCGGCACGAGGAGCUGCUGUCCCAGCAGCAGGACGUCAUCCUGGCCACGCAGGCGGCGCAGGCGUUCCUGGGCAGGCACGGCCCCGGGCUGGCGGCGGAGCAGCGAGCGCGGCUGCAGGCGCGGCUGGCGCAGCUGAGGGAGCGCUACCCGGCGGCGCUGGCGCGGGCGGAGCAGCGGCUCAAGCGGGCGCAGCUCCUGCGGGACGAGCUGCACAAGUUCCUGCGGGACCACGGCGAGCUGGAGGCGUGGCUGGCGCAGGCGGAGCGGGACCUGCGGGGCAUGGCCCGGGGCAGCAGCCGGCCCGGCGCCCUCCGGCAGCUGCUGCUGCGCCAGGGCAGCUUCUCCGAGGACGUCAUCUCCCACAAAGGCGACCUGCGCUUCGUCACCAUGUCGGGGCAGAAGGUGCUGGACGUGGAGGGAGCUGCUGGGGCCGAGGGCUCCCGGCUGCUGCUGCCCGGGAGCCUGGUGAGGAGCAAGCUGGAGGACGCCACGCGGCGCUACACGGCGCUGCACGCGCAGUGCACCAAGCUUGGCUCCCACCUCAACACCUUGCUGGAUCACUACCAGCAGUUCCAGGAGGUGGUGGAGUCUCUCAGGACGUGGCUGCAGGAGAGUGAAGCUGCUGUUGGGAAACUGCUCCUGGAGACGGUGUCUUCAGAUCCGGCUGUUCUGCAGCAGCAGCUCAGCAGCACUAAGCAGCUGCAGGGAGACCUCGCUGAGCAUCAGGUGCUGGUGGAGAAGCUCCAGAAAGCAGCUCGGUCCCUGCUGGAGGUGCAAGGGGAGCCAACCCUGGACCAUGGGCACAUUCAGGAAACAACAGAUGCCAUCGUGAGCCGCUUCCAGAGCCUCUCCCAGCAGAUGGCCGAGCGCUCAGACCUGCUGCAGAAAUCCAUUGCCCAGUCCCAGAGUGUCCAGGAGAGCCUGGAGAGCCUCGUGCAGGCAGUGGCUGAGAUCGAGAAGAACCUGGAGAGGGAGCAGCCGUCUGCACUCUCCUCUGUCUCCAUCCAGGACUCGCUCGCCACGAGUGUGAAGCUGCAGCAGGACAUCGCCCGGCAGAGGAGCUGCCUGGACGCCACCCGGGAGAUGGUGACGCGCUUCGUGGAGGCGGCCGACAGCCCCGCGGCCUCUGCCCUGCAGGCCAAGCUGGCAGAGGUGACAGAGCAGUUUGGCAGGCUGUGCCAGCAGCAGCAGGAGAGGGAGGAGGCGCUGAAGGGGCUGCUCCCCAAGGUGGAGCAGUACGAGCAGCUCUGGGAGAGGCUGCAGCAGUUCACGGAGAGCAGAGCGCGGGCGCUGGCGGCCGGCAACCAGCCCGAGCGGGACAUGGCUCGCUUCUCCCAGCACAUCCAGGAGCUGAAUUCGGAGAUGAGGCAGCACCAGGAGGACCUGGCCACCCUGGAGCAGCUGGCUGCAGAGCUGGGCUCCUGUGGCUUCGCCCCUGGUGCUUCCCAGCAGCAGGAGAAGCUGCAGAGCCUGAAAAAAGACUUCCUGCAGCUGCAGAAGGUGGCAAAAGAGAGAGAAAAGGAUGCAGCAUCCUGCCAGGAGCAACUGGAUGAGUUUCGGAAGCUGGUUGGGGCCGUGAGGAAGUGGCUGAGGGACAGCGAAGGCAAAGUGCCCCCCACUGAGACCUCCCUGGGCACCCAGGAGCUGCAGCAGCGCCAGCAGCACAUCCAGGAUCUCCUGGAGGAGUGGAAGGGGAAGGGGGCCCAGGUGGAGGAGAUCAGCCGCAGAGGGACCCUCCUGGAGAACCUGAUUGUGGAGAUUACAGCCCCUGAUGCCAAGGCAGGUGCCUCCCUGCCCGCCCCGGGAGGGUCAGUAGGCAGCGUGAACGGAUACCACACGUGCAAAGAUCUGACCGAGAUCCAGUGCGACGUGUCGGAUGUGACGCAGCAGUACCAGGCUCUGGGCACGGCGCUGCGGGAGCGGCAGCAGCAGCUCUCGGCCAUGCUGCAGAGGAUGCAGGAGGUGCAGGAGGAGGCCAGCUCCAUGCUGAAGUGGUUGGAGUCGAAGGAACAGACGCUGCUGGAGCUGGACACCUCCUCCUCACCCACCAAGACAGAGACAAUGAGAGCCCGGGCUGAGCACAACAAGGCGUUCCUGGCUGAAUUGGAACAGAAAUCAGAGAAGAUCCAGAAGGUAAAGGAAGCACUUUCUGGCUUGCUGGAGCAAUAUCCAGAUUCUCCAGAAGCAGUGAACUGGAAGAAGAUGCAGGAAGACCUGAAUUGCAGGUGGGAACGAGCCAGCCAGGCCACGGCCGAGCGGCAGCAGAAGCUGGAGCAGUCGGCGACCCAACUGGCCACCUUCCAGGCGGCUGAGGCCCAGCUGCGGCCCUGGCUGAUGGAGAAGGAGCUGAUGAUGAGCGUGCUGGGACCCCUCUCCAUCGACCCCAACAUGCUGAGUGCACAGAAGCAGCAGGUGCAGUUUAUGCUGAAGGAAUUUGAGGCUCGCAGGCAGCAGCACGAGCAGCUCAACCAGGCGGCUCAGAGCAUCUUGACUGGCCCUGGAGACGUCUCUGCAGCCACUGCCCAGGUGCGGGAGGAGCUCCAAGGGGUUAACCAGAAGUGGUCCGAGCUGACGGAGCGCCUCAACUCCCGCUCCAGCCAGAUUGACCAGGCCAUAGUGAAGAGCACCCAGUACCAGGAGCUCCUGCAGGGCCUGUCUGAGAAGGUGAAGGCGGUGGGGCAGCGCCUGAGCAGCCAGUCUGCCCUCAGCACCCAGCCUGAGGCCGUCAAACAGCAGCUGGAGGAGACCAGCGAGAUCCGCUCGGACCUGGGGCAGCUGGAGGAGGAGAUUGCAGAGGCUCAGACCCUCUGUGACGACCUCUCUGUCCUGAUCGGGGAGCAGUACCUCAAGGAUGAGCUGAGGAAACGCCUGGAGACGGUGGCACUUCCCCUCAAAGGCCUGGAAGACCUGGCAGCCGACAGGAUGAACCGACUGCAGACCGCGCUCGCCAGCUCCCAGCAGUUCCAGCACAUGUUUGAUGAACUCAGGACCUGGCUGGAUGACAAACUGUGCCAGCAAGCUCAGAGCCAGCCCGUUUCUGCUAAACUGGAGAGGCUACAGAGCCAAAUUCAGGAGCAAGAAGAGUUCCAGAAGAGCCUCAACCAACACAGUGGCUCCUACGAGAUGAUUGUAGCUGAGGGAGAGUCUUUGCUGCUUUCUGUCCAGCCUGGGGAGGAGAAGACCACUCUGCAGAACCAGUUGGUCAGCCUCAAAACACACUGGGAAGAGCUGAGCAAGCAGGCUGCAGACAGGCACUCCAAGCUCAAGGACUGUUUGCAGAAAGCUCAGAAGUACCAAAGGCACACAGAGGACCUGCUGCCAUGGGUGGAGGACUGCAAGGCAAAGAUGUCAGAGCUGGAGGUAACUCUGGAUGCAGUGCAGCUGGAGGCGACUCUCCUGAGGUCCAAGGCUCUGCUGAGUGACGUGGAGAAGCGCCGCUCCGUGCUGGAGAUGCUCAACAGCGCCGCCGACGUCCUGAUCGACGCUGCCCAGGCUGACGAGGAUGACAUCCGGGAUGAGAAGGCUGGCAUCAACCAGAGCAUGGAUGCCAUCACCGAGGAGCUGCAAGCCAAGGCUGGCUCCAUUGAAGAGAUGUCCCAGAGGCUCAAGGAGUUUCAGGAGAGCUUCAAGAACAUCGAGAAGAAGCUGGAAGGGGCGAAGCACCAGCUGGAGAUCUACGAGGCGCUGGGGCCGCAAGCCUGCAGCAACAAGAACCUGGAGAAGCUCAGGGCACAGCAGGACGUGCUGCAGGCCCUGGGGCCGCAGGUGGAUUACCUGAAGAACUUCACUCGAGGGCUGGUGGAAGACGCCCCGGAUGGCUCUGACUGUUCCCAGCUCCUGAGCCAAGCCGAGGUGGCUCAGCAGGACUUCAGAGCCGUGAAGCAGAAGGUGAGCGACUGCUGUACCCUCAUGGAAAGCAAGCUGGAGGGGAUCGGGCAGGUCAGCGGCAGGGUGAGGGAGAUGUUCUCCCAGCUGGCGGAUCUGGACGACGAGCUGGACAGCACGGGCCCCGUCGGCAGGGACGCAGACAGCCUGCGGUCCCAGGCAGAGGACGCCCGCUCCUUCCUGGGCAAGCUGCACGGGCUGAGGUCGGACAUCGAAGCUUCUGAAAGCGAGUGCAAGAGGAUGCUGGAGGACGAGGGGAGCCCCGACCUGCUGGGGCUGAGGCGCGAGCUGGAGACGCUGAGCAAACAGUGCAGCAAGCUGACGGAGAGGGGCAGGAGCCGGCUGGAGCAGGUGGAGACGACGCUGCGCCGUGUCGAGGACUUCUACGGCAGGCUGAAGGAGCUGAGCCACAUGACAGCCGCGGCCGAGGAGAGCGAGGCCUUGCAGUGGCUGGUGGGAACGGAGGUGGAGACCAUCAACCAGCAGCUGGCCGACUUCAAGCUGUUCCAGAAGGAGCAAGUGGAUCCUCUCCAGCUAAAACUACAGCAAGUCAAUGGAGUUGGCCAAGGACUCAUCCAAAGUGCCGGGAAAAACUGUGAUGUCCAAGGGCUGGAGCAUGACAUGGAGGAAAUCAACACCCGCUGGAACACCCUCAACAAGAAGGUGGCCCAGAGAGUUGCUCAGCUGCAAGAGGCCCUGUUGCACUGCGGGAAGUUCCAGGACGCCCUGGAGCCGCUGCUGAGCUGGCUCACAGACACCGAGGAGCUCAUCGCCAACCAGAAGCCUCCCUCGGCAGAGUACAAGGUGGUGAAAGCUCAGAUCCAGGAGCAGAAGCUGCUCCAACGGCUCCUGGACGACCGCAAAGCCACGGUUGAGAUGAUCCAAGCAGAGGGCGGCAGGAUCGCGCAGGCGGCCGAGCCCAUGGACCAGGACAAGAUCGUGGCGCAGCUGGAGAGCCUGGGCGGGCGCUGGGCAGGGCUGCUGGGCAGGGCAGCGGGCAGGCAGAAGCAGCUGGAGGACAUCUUGGUGCUGGCAAAGCAGUUCCACGAGACCACGGAGCCGGUGUCAGACUGGCUGUCGGUGACAGAGAAGAAGCUGUCGAGCUCCGAGCCCAUCGGCACCCAGACUGCCAAGAUCCAGCAGCAGAUCAGCCGGCACAAGGCUCUAGAGGAAGAGAUAGAGAGCCACUCGGCCGCCGUGUCUCGGGCGCUGGCGGUGGGGCAGAGCCUCUCCUCCCUGAGCUGUGCCGCCGAGCAGGGGCUGCUGGCAGAGAAGCUGGAGUCUCUGCAGAGCCGCUACGGCGAGGCGCGCGGCCGGGGCCGCCGCAAGGCAGCGCUGCUGGAGCAGGCGCUGGCUAACGCCCGGCUCUUUGGGGAGGAGGAGGUGGAAGUGCUCAACUGGCUGGCUGAGGUGGAGGACAAGCUCAGCUCGGUGUCGGUUCGGGAUUACGAGCGGGACGUCCUGCAGAAGCAGCAUUCCGACCAGAUGGCUUUGAAUGAGGAAAUUGUGAACAGGAAGAAGAACGUGGACCAAGCCAUCAGAAACGGGCAGGCUCUCCUGAAGCAAACCACAGGGGAGGAGGUGCUGCUGAUCCAGGAGAAGCUGGACGGAAUCAAGACGCGCUACUCGGACAUCACGGCCGCCAGCUCCAAGGCGCUGCGCACGCUGGAGCAGGCGCGGCAGCUGGCCACCAAGUUCCAGUCCACGCACGAGGAACUGACCACAUGGAUGAGCAACGUGGAGGAAGAGCUGAGUGCCAGCGGGGGACAGUCCCCUGCCAGCGAGCAGAUCCCCCAGUUCCAGCAGAGGCAGAAGGAGCUGAAGAAGGAGGUGAUGGAGCACAGGCUCGUGCUGGACACGGUGAACGAGGUGAGCCGAGCGCUGCUGGAGCUGGUUCCCUGGCGAGCCCGCGAGGGGCUGGACAAGCUGGUGUCGGACACCAACGAGCGCUACAGGCUGGUCAGCGACACCGUCAAGCAGAGGGUGGAAGAGAUCGAUGCUGCUAUUCAGAGAUCUCAGCAGUACGAGCAGGCGGCUGAUGCAGAGCUGGCCUGGGUGGCCGAGACCAAGCGGAAGCUGAUGGCUCUGGGGCCCAUCCGCCUGGAGCAAGACCAGACAACUGCUCAGCUGCAGGUGCAGAAGGCUUUUUCCAUCGACAUUAUUCGGCACAAAGACUCCAUGGAUGAGCUGUUCAGCCAGCGCAACGAGAUCUUUGGGACGUGUGGGGAGGAACAAAAAGCUGCUCUCCAGGAGAAAACCGAGUCCCUGGUGCAGCAGUACGAGGCCGUGAGCCAGCUCAACUCGGAGCGUUACGCUCGCCUGGAGCGCGCCCAGGUCCUGGUCAACCAGUUCUGGGAGACCUACGAGGAGCUGAACCCGUGGAUUGAGGAGACACAGGCCCUCAUCUCCCAGCUGCCCCCUCCAGCCAUCGACCACGAGCAGCUCAAGCAGCAGCAGGAGGACAUGAGGCAACUGAGAGAAUCCAUUGCUGAACAUAAGCCUCAUAUUGACAAGCUGCUGAAAAUUGGACCUCAGCUCAAGGACCUCAACCCUGAGGAAGGGGAGAUGGUGCAGAAAAAAUACUCGACAGCUGAGGCCAUGUAUGCCAAAAUCAAGGAGGAGGUGUGCCAGCGGGCUCUGGCGCUCGACGAAGCCGUCUCACAGUCCACCCAGUUCCACGACAAGAUGGAGCCCAUGCUGGAGGCGCUGGAGGCGCUCUCGUCCCGCCUGCGCCUGCCCCCGCUCAUCCCCGCCGAGGUCGAGAAGAUCCGGGAGUGCAUCAGCGAGAACAAGAACGCGGGCGUGGAGCUGGAGAAGCUGCAGCCGUCCUUCGAGGCCCUGAGGCGCCGCGGGGAGGAGCUGAUCAGCCGCUCGCAGGGCGCCGACAAGGACCUGGCGGCGAAAGUAAUCCAGGACAAGUUGGACCAGAUGGUCUUCUUCUGGGAAGACAUCAAAGCUCGGGCAGAGGAACGUGAGAUGAAGUUCCUUGAUGUCCUGGAGCUGGCAGAGAAGUUCUGGUACGACAUGGCAGCCCUCCUGACUACCAUCAAAGACACACAGGACAUCGUCCACGACCUGGAGAGCCCAGGCAUUGACCCCUCCAUCAUCAAGCAGCAGGUCGAAGCGGCAGAGACCAUUAAGGAGGAGACGGAUGGUUUGCACGAGGAGCUGGAGUUCAUCCGGCUCCUUGGGACUGAUUUGAUUUUUGCCUGUGGUGAAACUGAGAAGCCAGAAGUGAAGAAGAGCAUUGAUGAGAUGAACAACGCGUGGGAAAACCUAAACAAAACGUGGAAGGAGAGGCUCGAGAAGCUGGAGGAAGCCAUGCAGGCGGCUGUGCAGUACCAGGACACGCUGCAGGCCAUGUUUGACUGGCUGGAUAACGCCGUGAUCAAGCUCUGCAACUUGUCUCCUGUGGGCACUGACCUCAACACGGUGAAGGAGCAAAUGAACGAGAUGAAGGAGUUUAAAAUGGAGGUUUACCAGCAGCAGAUUGAGAUGGAAAAGCUUAACCACCAAGGUGAACUGAUGCUAAAAAAAGCUACAGAUGAGACGGACAGAGACAUCAUAAAGGAACCACUGACAGAGCUGAAGCAUCUUUGGGAAAAUCUGGGCGAGAAAAUUGCUCACAGACAGCACAAGUUAGAAGCUGCUCUGCUGGCACUGGGCCAGUUCCAGCACGCGUUGGCGGAGCUGAUGGCCUGGCUGACCCACACUGAGGAGCUGCUUGACGCCCAAAAACCCAUCAAUGGAGACCCCAAAGUCAUCGAGGUUGAGCUGGCGAAGCACCACGUGCUGAAGAACGACGUCCUGGCCCACCAAGCGACCGUGGAGACGGUGAACAGAGCGGGGAACGAGCUGCUGGAGUCGAGCGCCGGGGACGACGCCAGCAGCCUGCGGAGCCGCCUGGAGAAGCUCAACUCCUGCUGGGAGUCGGUGCUGCAGAAGACAGAGGAGAGGGAGCAGCAGCUCCAGUCCACCCUGCAGCAGGCCCAGGGUUUCCAUGGUGAGAUUGAAGACUUCCUCCUGUGGCUAACGAGGAUGGAGAGCCAAUUGUCAGCAUCCAAACCCACAGGAGGGUUGCCAGAAACCGCCCGGGAACAGCUCAAUGCCCACAUGGAGCUGUACAGCCAGCUCAAAGCCAAGGAGGACGUGUACAGCCAGCUGCUGGCCAAGGGGCGACUGAUGCUGCUGAACCGCGACGACUCAGGCUCUGGCUCGAAGACGGAGCAGAGCGUAGCGCUGCUGGAGCAGAAGUGGUGCCUGGUCAGCACCAAGAUGGAGGAGAGGAAGGCGAAGCUGGAGGAGGCCCUGGCCCUGGCCACAGACUUCCAGAACUCCCUCCAGGACUUCAUCAACUGGCUGACACUGGCUGAGCAGAGCCUGAACAUCGCUCCCCCAGCCAGCCUCAUCCUCAGCGCCGUGCUGGCCCAGGUCGACGAGCACAAGGUGUUUGCCAACGAGGUGAACGCUCACCGGGAUCGGAUCAUCGAGCUGGAUCAGACUGGGAACCAGCUCAAGUUUCUCAGUCAGAAGCAGGACGUGGUGCUGAUCAAGAACCUGCUGGUGAGCGUCCAGUCGCGCUGGGAGAAGGUCGUGCAGCGCUCGGUGGAGCGGGGCCGGGCUCUGGAUGAUGCCAGGAAGCGAGCCAAGCAGUUCCACGAAGCUUGGAAGAAACUGAUUGACUGGCUGGAGGAUGCAGAGAAUCACCUGGACUCAGAGCUGGAGAUUUCCAAUGAUCCCGAUAAAAUCAAGCUCCAGCUCUCCAAGCACAAGGAGUUCCAGAAGACCCUGGGAGGGAAGCAGCCUGUCUAUGACACCACCAUCAGAACAGGCAGAGCCCUCAAAGAAAAAGCCUUGCUGCCAGAUGACACUCAAAAGCUGGACAACUUACUGGGAGAGGUGCGGGAUAAGUGGGACACGGUGUGUGGCAAAUCCGUGGAGAGGCAGCACAAGCUGGAAGAAGCCCUCUUGUUCUCUGGCCAGUUCAUGGAUGCGCUGCAGGCCUUGGUGGACUGGCUCUACAAGGUGGAACCUCAGUUAGCUGAAGACCAGCCUGUCCAUGGGGACCUGGAUCUGGUCAUGAACCUGAUGGAUGCUCACAAGGUGUUCCAGAAGGAGCUGGGGAAGCGCACGGGCACAGUGCAGGUGCUGAAGCGCUCCGGGCGGGAGCUCAUCGACAACAGCCGCGACGACACGACGUGGGUGAAGGUGCAGCUGCAGGAGCUCAGCAACCGCUGGGACACGGUGUGCAAGCUGUCUGUGUCCAAACAGACCCGCCUGGAACAGGCCUUGAAGCAGGCAGAGGAGUUCAGGACGGCCGUGCACGUGCUGCUGGAGUGGCUGUCGGAGGCAGAGCAGUCGCUGCGCUUCCGGGGAGCGCUGCCCGACGACGCCGAGGCCUUGCAGUCCCUCAUCGAUGCACACAAGGAGUUCAUGAAGAAAGUGGAGGAGAAGAGAGUGGACGUGAACGCGGCGGUGGGCAUGGGGGAGAGCAUCCUGGCCGCCUGCCAUCCCGACUGCAUCACCACCAUCAAGCACUGGAUCACCAUCAUCCGAGCCAGGUUUGAGGAGGUCCUGACGUGGGCGAAGCAGCACCAGCAGAGGCUGGAGUCGGCGCUCUCUGAGCUGGUGGCAAACGCAGAGCUGCUGGAAGAGCUCCUGGCGUGGAUCCAGUGGGCUGAGACAACCCUGAUCCAGCGGGACCAGGAGGCCAUGCCCCAGAAUAUCGAUCAGGUCAAAGCCCUCAUCUCUGAACACCAGUCCUUCAUGGAGGAGAUGACACGGAAGCAGCCAGACGUGGACAGGGUCACGAAGACGUACAAGAGGAAAGCGACUGAGCCCCCCCACGGGCCCUUCGGCGACAAGUCCCGCAGCAACAGGAAAUCCCUGAGUCAGGCCGCUCCCCCCACCAUGCCCAUCAUCUCCCAGUCAGAAACCAAGAACCCGCGGCUGAACCAGCUGUCUGCCCGCUGGCAGCAGGUCUGGCUGCUGGCGCUGGAGCGGCAGCGCAGGCUCAACGACGCGCUGGACAGGCUGGAGGAGCUGAAGGAGUUUGCAAACUUCGACUUCGAUGUCUGGAGGAAGAAGUACAUGCGCUGGAUGAACCACAAGAAAUCGCGCGUCAUGGACUUCUUCCGGCGCAUCGACAAGGACCAGGACGGGAAGAUCACCCGGCAGGAGUUCAUCGACGGCAUCCUGGCCUCCAAAUUCCCCACCACGAAGCUGGAGAUGACAGCAGUGGCCGACAUCUUCGACCGUGACGGCGACGGCUACAUCGAUUACUACGAGUUUGUGGCCGCUCUGCACCCCAACAAGGACGCCUACAGACCCACCACCGACGCCGACAAGAUCGAAGACGAGGUCACCAGGCAAGUGGCCCAGUGCAAGUGUGCCAAGAGAUUCCAAGUGGAGCAGAUCGGCGAGAACAAAUACCGGUUCUUCCUCGGCAAUCAGUUCGGCGACUCGCAGCAGCUGCGGCUGGUCCGGAUCCUGCGCAGCACCGUCAUGGUCCGUGUGGGUGGAGGCUGGAUGGCCCUGGAUGAGUUCUUGGUGAAGAACGACCCUUGCAGAGCGCGGGGCCGCACCAACCUGGAGCUGCGCGAGAAGUUCAUCCUGCCCGAGGGCGCGUCGCAGGGCAUGACGCCGUUCCGCUCGCGCGGCCGCAGGUCCAAACCCUCGUCCCGAGCGGCCUCCCCGACGCGCUCCAGCUCCAGCGCCAGCCAGAGCAACCACAGCUGUGCCUCCAUGCCGUCCUCCCCCGCCACCCCCGCCAGCGGAGCCAAGACUCCACAUCACUUCUCUCGAUGUUAUGACAAACCCUGGUUGAUAAACAGUAAAGCGGGCACCCCCCUGAGGGGAUCCGAUUGUCCCGACUUCCAGCUCCCGAGCGCUGAGGUGACUCCCUCCACGGGCAGCAAGCUGAAGCGACCCACCUUCCACUCCAGCCGAACCUCCCUGGCUGGGGACACCAGUAACAGCUCCUCACCCGUCUCUACAGGUGCCAAAACCAGUCGGGCAGACCCCAAGAAGGCCGCCAGCCGCCCCACGAGCCGCGCCGGGAGCCGCACGGGCAGCCGGGCCAGCAGCCGCCGCGGCAGCGACGCCUCCGACUUCGACCUGCUGGAGACGCAGUCGGCGUGCUCCGACACCUCGGAGAGCAGCGCGGCCGGCGGGCGCCGCGCCAUGGCCAAGCCCUCCAAAAUCCCAACCAUGUCCAAGAAAUCCACCACUGCCACCCCGAAAACGCCGGGCCCCAAGAGAUAAUACUGUACCCACGCCCUCCCGAGCCAGGGGAGACCCGAGCCGUGCCCCGUUUUUAGCCCUGCUCCGUACAUUGGAUGUAUAUUUAUUCUAAAUGGGAGAAGCUAUAUUGUUAAAAGUGUAAAAGAAAAGUUGUGUUAUGCAGCUGCCUUAUUUGGGGUUGGGGUUUUUUUUGGGGGGGGGUAGGGGAAGGAUUUUGGUUGGGUUCUGGUUUGGUUUUUUUCUCCUUUUUUUGUAAGUUACUAUUUUCAUGUGAAUAUUUAUGUAGAUAAAAAGUUGCCUCUGGGUGCCCCCUGUUCAGAGAGGGGCCUGGAAAGCUGCAACAGGGGAGAGGAAACAAAACACUGAGCAAAAAAACAAGAAAAAGAAGUAAAAAAAAAAAAGGAAGUUAAAAAAAAAAAGGAAAGGUCAAGAUGUGAAAGUGUAAAGAAAAAACUGAGCUAUAAAUAGGAUUUGUGCAGGGUGCAAACCUGCUUUAUCUUUUAGGAUUGUUUCCUAAAUGCAUCUUUAUAAACUUAACUUGCUGUCUCAGCAAGGUAAAUUAUAUUUAAAAAGCAAAGACCUGAAUCCUCCAGUGUUCAAGGAACUCUCUUUUUGUAAAUCACAGAUACCUCAACCAGAGGAACGUGAGGUGAGGGGACUUGGGGCUGAUGUUUCCAUUUCUUUUUUAAAGCGAUGUGGUUUUACCUGAAGAAAGUGGAGUUUGACUCAAUAAAAUUUGCACACACUACGGCCAAGGUCCUGUCCUGACAAUACUGUCCCGACACGUGUGUUUGUGUAAAGAACAAAGAGCCUGGUGCUGGUGGGUGUGGGGAGGGGGCUCCCGCUGGAGCUGCCCAGGGCAGAGCAGGGGGUGAGCUGCAGGUCUGGAUCACACAGGCUCGAGGGUUCCUGUGGCUCGGUGGCCCAAGAGCCCGCCUCGAGCUGCUCCUCACACAGUCGCUGUUUAGCUGCAUCUCUCUCUCUCUCUCUCUCUCUUUUGGGUUGGCUUUUUUCCCCUAUUUAUUAUUUAACUGGUCAUUCCACUUCCAGCCAGGCUGAGGCUGAUGUGACCUCUGCUCCUAGGAGAGAUGCGGACUCACACGCACAGUUGCUUGUCCUUGAGAUGAGUCUCACCAGCACACUUGCUACAAGCCCCGUCUCGCUUUUGUACCCUCCUUUGUUAAUGAAACCCGACUGACCGAGUGAGCAGGAGAGAGCCCGGGGCAGGAGCUCUGCACAGCUCCUCUAUUUAUUACACGCUGUUCCCCUCCGGCUCUGACCGUGUUGCUGUGUGAUUCUCUCAAUUGGUUGAAAUUGAGGCAAAACUGAAGCUCUACCAAUGAAUUGUUUAAAAAAACAGACACAUUUUUGUAUUAAAAUUGCUUGCAGUACCAACCAA